ACGAGAUACUCCGUAUCAUUCUCAGGUCGGCAAGGGCACCGUAUUAUGAGCUCAACCCGUCAACUCGAUCCAUUCCAAGCAUGGACAGCACGUGGGUCGCAGAGCUCCGCCUUCGCAAGGGUCUCAUCCUGGUCUGUAAGCGGUGGUCCGGUCCAGCUAGAGAAUUCUUCUACGAAGACAUCGUGCUACGUCGGACGAAGGAGCUCUUCGCACUCGCCCACACACUUGCCGCCAACCAGGGACUGCACCGGAACCUUGCCAUCCUGGUGAAAAGCAUCCGAUUGGAGGGAUACGUCGUCCGGGGUCCAUGCGCGGACGCAACACGCGACGCUCUACGGUCGAUCUUCUCGCUGUGUACCGCACUGCGAACGUUCGAAUACCAGACGGCGAAGAGAUUCCCCACUCUCACGCUACCCCCGAAAGAUACACGCGGCGCUUUCAAUCCAGCGUGGUUCGUCGACGACAGCUUCGAGCCAUUUCAGGUCGCUUUCCAGCGGCGAGUCUCGGCGCUCACAAGGCUUGUCCUGGCGAUGCCUCUGUCACAACAGCAAGUUGCGCACCUGCACGGUCUUCUCUCAACUGCGACCUGCCUACAGACUCUCAGGAUUGGCUCCUUGCAAAAUGCGGAGGACGACGAAGGCUACCUUGGAUCCCUGCCAGUCUUGUCACUAUCCCAGCUGAAGGAACUUCGCAUGCCCGUCAACCGAGCCCGCCUCGUCACCUACGUCUCUACGACCUGGGAAAUGCCCCGUUUGAAGCGGCUUACGACGCUCAGUACUUUCAAAGUACCUCACGAGCUGAUCACAGCCCACGGCGCGCAUCUCCUCUAUCUGCACCUCGAUCCACGCCCAGUGUCACGGUGGAUUGGACCUAGCAGACGCCGAGUGGAGAUCGAGGACAUCAAACGUUUGCAGGAGUCUUGCCCCCUCCUGGAACAUCUCGUGCUUCCUGACUGGUGGAACGCCGAUCACCUUCGAUCUGAACUGGAAUCAUCGGCUUCGGCUCUCCGAUGCGUGGAUAUAUGGUCCAGACAAACCACUACGACUGGCGUGCUCAAUCUUUGGCUACAGGACCGUCCUGGUAGCACACUCGUCAUGAGAUCCUUGCAUCUGGACCUCGGCCACGCCGAUCUGCCGACGAUCUGCCAUCCAAAGACGUAUCUACCCGACGGCGAAACACGGACAGUGCGCUUCCCCCGACUCAGCGCUGUCUGGUCGAAACACCUUAUCAUACCUGAUGCGAAGACAGGACGCUAUGAUGACUGGAGCUCCGACUCAGAGAACUCGAAGUUGAGCGACUACGACCCUGAACACGAUAUUGAACCCGGCCUCAAGGACGAUGUCGAGGAAGGCCCUCCGACCUCGGGGCCGCGGGGAUAAAGAGGAAGGGGAGGAGAUGUAAUAGUCGUAUCUAAAACCCGUCGCUUCAUGAUAGUUUCU
Molecule: messenger RNA, 1439 nt
Organism: Trametes versicolor FP-101664 SS1
Lineage: Eukaryota; Fungi; Basidiomycota; Agaricomycetes; Polyporales; Polyporaceae
Exons: 1
Source: RefSeq, a predicted model, not a curated record